Messenger RNA from Paramormyrops kingsleyae, 6729 nucleotides. NCBI's taxonomy places the organism in Eukaryota, Metazoa, Chordata, Actinopteri, Osteoglossiformes, Mormyridae. The record is from RefSeq and is a predicted model, not a curated record.
CACUAUUUACUAAUGAUUAAUUCCUUUUAUUAUUGUUUUCCCUCAAGUAGGAUAGUUCAUUCUAUCAUUAACACUAGGAACUUUAGUGUCCCCGGAACCAUAAAUCUGCUUGCCGAUAUUUCCUCCACCAACUUAGAGUGCGACCACUCACGGAAUCAACACUUCCGGUUCGGUGUGAUCGUUAAAUAAACCGGCUCACUCAUAAACAGUGCAGCCUUAUUUAUUAUUUUGAUGCAGUGUUGCUGACUUUUAAGUAGCUGUCAUGAUUCCUUACACUGUGAACAUAAAGCUAGCUGCUCGGACUUUGACUGGCACGCUACAUCUGCAAAACAAAACAGCUGUCGACUGGGGAUGGCAGGGGCUGGUCGCACAGGGCUGCCACUCCAGCAUCCUCAUCAUUGACCCCAAGACAGCCCAGACCAUUCAGGUUCUGGAGAGACACAAAGCCAGUGUUGUUAAGGUGAAAUGGUCCAGGGAGAACUACCAUCACGGCUUGAGUGCUCCCUACUCUCUCCGACUGGCCUCGGCGGAUGCAGCCGGCAAGAUCAUCGUGUGGGAUGUGGUUAGUGGGACGGCCCACUGUGAGAUCCAGGAGCACUCCAAGCCCAUCCAGGACAUGGAGUGGCUGUGGGCGCAGGAUGCGUCACGUGACCUUCUGCUGGCCGUCCACCCCCCCAACUACAUCAUCCUUUGGAACGGCGACACGGGGGCCAAGCUGUGGAAGAAGAGCUACGCGGAGAACAUCCUGUCCUUCUCCUUUGACCCGUUCGACCCCUCCAACCUUGCCUUACUGACCAGCGAAGGGAUCGUGUUCGUCACUGACUUCUCUCACUCCAAGCCUCCGGGUAGCGGAGGCAAGAAGGUUUACAUCGCCAGCCCCCAUGCCAGCCCAGCUCACAGCAAACCGGCCCCCCCCACCGGCGCCAAAAAGGCACUGAAUAAGGUCAAAGUGCUCAUCACCAACGAGAAACCCAGCCCGGAGGCGGUGACCCUCAACGACUGCCUGCAGCUGUCCUACCUGCCCGCGAAGCGGAACCACAUGGUGCUGCUGUACCCGCGCGAGAUCCUCAUCCUGGACCUGGAGCUCAGCCAGACGGUGGGCGUGGUGGCCAUCGAGCGCUCUGGCGUGCCCUUCAUUCAGGUGGUGCCGUGUGCCCAGAGGGAUGCCCUCUACUGCCUGCAUGAGAACGGCUGCAUCACCCUGCGACUGAGCCGCUCCGGGGCGCCCCCUCCUGAUGAAUCGGACCCCGAGCAGGCAGUCCAGGAGCUGGUGUAUGACCUGCGCUCACAGUGCGACGCCAUCCGGGUCACCAAGACGGUGCGCCCGUACCGCGUGGUCAUCUGCCCGGUCAACGAGAACGCCGCCGCCCUGGUGGUCAGCGACGGCAGGGUGAUGCUGUGGGAGCUCAAGGCCCACGUCUCCAGAUCCGCCAGCAAUCUGGGGUCUGGCCUGACCCCCCUCUACUCCCCGCUGUCAUUCUGCGGCACGCCAUUGAGCCCCAACCAGAAGAUGAUCCCGGACCUUUCCCUCAACAACAUGAUAGCGGGACAGGGCACCAUUCCGGGUGCGGAGCCGGCCCAGGCCCCACAGCAGCAGGAGGUGCUGCUGAAGUUCCUGCUGACGGGCCUCCUCUCGGGGCUACCCCUGCCUCCCUUCUCCCUCCGCAUGUGCCCCCCACUCACCACCAAGAACAUCAGCCACUACCAGCCCCUCCUGGCCGUAGGUACCAGCAACGGCUCAGUGCUCAUCUACAACCUGACCAGCGGCCUUCUCCACAAAGAGCUGAGCAGCCACUCCUGCGAAGUCAGGGGGAUCGAGUGGGUCAGUCUCAGCAGCUUCUUGUCCUUCGCCACCUCAGCCCCCAAUAACUUGGGCCUGGUGCGGAAUGAGCUGCAGCACACUCACCUGCCCACAGGAAGGACAUUCGCUUUCCGAGGUGAGCGGGGGAACGACGAGCCGCCCAUUGAGAUGAUUAAAGUCUCCCACCUGAAGCAGUACCUGGUGGUGGUGUUUAAGGAGAAGCCCCUGGAGCUGUGGGACGUGAGGACGGGCACGCUGCUGCGCGAGAUGGCCAAGAACUUCCCCACCGUCACGGCGCUGGAAUGGUCACCUUCUCACAACCUGAAGAGUCUGAAGAAGAAGCAGCUGGCGGCACGGGAAGCCAUGGCCAGACAGACUGUGUCUGACGCGGAGCAGAGCAGCGUGGAGUCCUCAGUCAUAAGGUCAGGGGGCAGUAUGGGUAGCAUCGCCUGCAUUGCUUGGAAGGGGGACACCCUGGUACUGGGCGACGUUGACGGGAACCUCAACUUCUGGGAUCUGAAGGCGCGUUUGUCUAGGGGGAUCCCCACACACCGGGGCUGGGUGAAGAAGAUCCGCUUUGCCCCGGGAAAGGGCAACCAGAAGCUGCUGGUCAUGUACACAGACGGGGCCGAGGUGUGGGACACCAAAGAGGUCCAGAUGGUCAGCGGCCUCAGGGUCGGCCGGAACGUGACCUACCGCAUCCUGGACAUCGACUGGUGCACCUCCGAUAAGGUGGUGCUGGCGUCGGACGACGGCUGCAUCCGAGUGCUGGAGAUGGCCAUGAAGUCAGCCUGCUACCGAAUGGACGAGCAGGACCUCACCGACCCCGUGUGGUGCCCGUAUCUCCUGCUCCCCCGGGCCGCUCUCACUCUGAAGGCUUUCCUCCUGCUGCAGCCUUGGUCUGGCUCCUUCACCAUGGACAUCACCCAGGUGGAUUACACAGAAAAAGAGGAAAUUAAGGGCCUGAUCCAGGAGCAGCUAAACUCCGUCUCCAACGACGUCAAGAGUGUUCUGCAGGACCCACAGCUAAAUGUCCUUCAGCGAUGCCUUCUUGUGUCGCGGUUAUUUGGGGAUGAAUCGGACCUGCAGUUCUGGACGGUGGCGUCCCACUACCUGCAGACCUUCUCCCAAGAGCGGCAGGCGGGUGUCGCGGCCAGCGACGGCCAGGCUGAGAGCCCCCAGGGGGCGCCGGUGAGCCAUCUGGAGAUCUGUCAGGACACGCUGUGCGAGAGCGCCUACUUCCAGAGGUUUCAGUUGGAACGAGUGCACCUCCAGGAGCUGAAGAGGUCUAGCUAUGAACACACGAAGAAAUGUGCCGACCAGCUUCUCCUGCUGGGACAGACGGACCGGGCGGUGCAGCUGCUCCUGGAGACGAGUGCAGACAACCCUAGCUACUACUGCGACUCUCUGAAGGCCUGUCUGGUGACCACCAUCACCUCUUCAGGCCCUUCACAAAGCACCAUCAAGCUGGUGGCCACCAACAUGAUCGCCAAUGGAAAGCUGGCAGAAGGUGUGCAACUGCUGUGCCUAAUAGACAAGGCGGCCGACGCCUGCCGCUACUUACAGACAUAUGGGGAGUGGAAUCGUGCUGCCUGGCUGGCCAAGGUACGCCUGAACCCCUCCGAGGCCUCCGACGUGUUAAAGCGCUGGGUGGAGCAUCUCUGCUCCCCUCAGGUGAACCAGAAGUCCAAAGCCAUCCUAGUGCUCCUCUCCCUGGGCUGUUUCCACAAAGUUGGCGAGAUGCUCCACAGCAUGAGGUACUUCGACCGCGCAGCUCUGUUCAUCGAGGCCUGUUUGAAGUACGGCGUCAUGGAGGCCAAUGACGGCACCAAUAAGCUGAUUGGUUCAGCCUUCGCCGACUACGCCAGGCUGCUGCGCACCUUGGGCCUGAGGGAGGGGGCUGCACUGUGGGCCUCGCGAGCUGGUGGUGCCGGCGAGGAGCUCCUGGAGGAGCUCUUCCAGCCUGGGGACGAGGCAGAUGGGGGCCUGGAAGAAGCGGAGGGGGUCCUGGAAUCCCCCAAGUAAAAAAAAAUAAUGGUGACAAUAGACUUGGGGGGUACAGCUUGGGUGGGCCAGUGGGUCAUUGUAGGUUCAGGAUGGGUGGUGGUCACCUGAUUAAUAUGUAUGCAGGAAGGGUUUUUUAUUUCAUUUUUUAUGAUUGCAGUCUAUUUCAACCUUACAUUCCACUCCCUUUAGUUCCCAGUUCCUUUCUCUACCUCACUUCCUGUCCCACUUCCUGUCUAUGGACCUCCCCAAAACAAACCGGCAUCAUAUUCUGUACUCACUUUUCCUUUAGGUAGAAAAGUAACUGGAUAGAUCCAGGCUAAAGAUGAAGUGCAUUCCAUACCUCCGUGUGCAUUGCGUCUGUAUCGGUGUUGGCUCUGCCUGAUGUUUGUUGCACUUUAAUAGGUCUUUUUCCCUGAUUAUUCAAUCGGCUUGUGCCAUGCCACUGUGAGUACACUAGAGGGCACUCUUCCGGGUGUGUACACUGUGUCAUAGGCCAGUAGGCAGAGAGAGUUAUGGGAAAUGCCAACACGCAUGCAUGCAUGCAGUCAGUCAGUCAUAUGUAAGGUUUCCAGGGCUAGUGAUAUCAAAACGGUAGUUUUGUACUUGAUAUAAUAGUUUAAACCUAUAAAAUUCUCUCACUGCUCUAGCUCACUACUCAGUAGUAUUGUACUUAAAUUGACUACCCAUAAAUGAUGCAGAAAUUUAUGCUUUAAAUUCUCUUGCCUUUCUAACAGAACAGAAAUGUUGGAGUUCAUUUUUAAAUUAAUGACUGAAUGUGCUAGGUUUGCUGGUGUAAAGCCAAAUAGCUCAGCCCAUGGGACGAUUACCUUAAAAGGCCCAUUUCCAAGUAAAAGGGCCGGUUUAGGAUGUGUUCUCAUUGAGUGUCAUAGACUCAGGUGUGUCAGCCUUUGGUCUGACUCUUUAGGAUGUUAGAAACGGGUGUCGAAAAUCUGCUUCACUUCAUCUCCACUGUAACCACAUUCCCAUUUGAAACAGAAAUCUCUGCUCAGUAUCCCUCUAAUAAUAAACAGAAAUCAAAUUGCAUUAUAAAGCAUUUCCCCCACGUUCCCAUUUUUUUGUGGAUGGAUUUUAUACGCAAUUGCGCCCUCUAGUGAAACUCAUAACAGAUUGCAGAGGCAUUGCAGACAGGUUAUUAUAUCCUGUAUAUUGGUUAUGUACAUUUCAUGGAAAAAAAAAGCGAACGUGUUACAUUAGUAGAAAAAAGAGCAGUUAUUACCUUCAGAGCCACUUUGCCUGAAUAAAGAACAUGUCUGAUCUUGAGAAGACAUGAAAGGAGGCUGUAGUCUGUAAUGGGUCUGAUGUUUACUUGGUUUCCCUAAUGGGUAAUUGGUGCAUACCGAGGGGAAGGUCUUUGAACUGCUCUGGACUCAAACCCUUCUCUCUUUGUGAGUAAAACUCAAAAUCCCUCCCCAUAACUCCUGCUUUCCUUGCUUUGAAUCUCUUCAAAGAUGUUUAAAAAUAAGUAUUUGAAUAAUGUAUAAAAACUGCUUUUGUAAAUACCACAUCUUUGGAGAUUUUACCAUAGGUACAGUCUGCCGUAACCACCGCCCCCCCCCCCCCCCAGAAGACCCAAAAGACGUGGAGCUAUUAGUGAUGAGAACAUACAGACCAGAAUAGAAGUUGUUUUGCUGACAUCCUGCUCCUUUGGGUGGGUAUCAGAUCUGUAAGAUUAGGCGUUAUUUCCUCUUUUUUUUCCCCCAUUUGCGCCUCGCUGCUCCAGUUUCCGCCCAGUAGCGCACACUAGUGAGAACAGGGCAUUUGAUAUGGCCUCUGAAUGAAUAUUGGGGAGGGCAUUUCAAGUAUUUGAACCCUGCAGCAGAGGGAUUAACAGAACUGUGGAGUAAAGUAUUGAAGAGUGAGUGAAGAAUCACAAGCUUGCCUGCUUCCUAAAGAGGGCGUUCAGCGCGGUGUGGGACAAAUGGACACCCUGCCGUGAUUGGCCCAGGCCACCGAGGCUUCACCUCCUUUGGGUGAAAUGUUUGUGGAUGCUCGUGUUGGAUGACAUGUGGCCAGUCUGAGCCAUAUCUCAGCAGACUUGAUUUAUUUCUGUUUUGGCAGUAAAAUCCUGUCCAAAUUUCUCUGCUGUUUCUUCUUGCAUUUGUUUUUCACCCGAGUUGUUACUUUUAAUUAAUUUGCCUUUUUUAUUCACCUGUUUAUUGUUUUUGGCAGUGGAAGAAAAAGCGAUAAGUAGGCAAAUUUGAUAAUAAAAAAUUUGAUAUAUAAUGUGACCCAAAGUCUUUCGAAAGGACCCACACUAUUUAAUAUUUCAGAUGACGAAUAAUUUCAAAUACCAAUGUAAUACUUCAUGUUAAGGGCCAGUUUUUGUGUUGGCAUGAGAUUCUCUAGCUGAAAUUUGAAAUUACAUAUGAUUGCUGAUAUUGUGAGUCAUUGGUAAUUAGCAGGUGGAUCAAAGUUACUAUGUUCUGCUUUUAUUUAAGUUACAAUUUCUAACCUGUUACCCACUGCAGCAUCUGUACAUUGCCCUGUGAUUCGUGCGUGCACAGUCAGGUGGUAUUCUGCAUGUCAGCGUUAUUUUGUACAUUAGGUAUCGUAAUCUACACACUUCUCAGAUGCUGAGUCCUGGUGUUUCUUGUUGACCUCCCUUAUUUCCCAAGGAUAUUCGCUUCAAAUACAUUUAUAAAUCUGUGUAAAAUCAUUGUUUGAAUAACUGCUGUUAUAUGUUUUCAUGAUUGUGAUUCAUUUUUGGAUUAAUUGAAAUACAGUAUAUGAAUGUUAUGACUAUCUCACUUGUUCAGUUAUUGUAUCAAAUGAAGUACUUUUGCCUGAUUUCCUUUCGAAUAUGUUCAUUGAAUUUUCAGUUUGAACUGUAUGUCUGUGGUAGAAAACUUGUAUAAAGCUUUAUGUAUAUACAAUGAGAAAUAAAAUACUUUGAAAUGGUG